Betta splendens (Siamese fighting fish) is the source of this 3143-nucleotide messenger RNA. It is a transcript of the gene slf1, whose product is annotated as SMC5-SMC6 complex localization factor 1. Gene Ontology annotation, biological process: positive regulation of double-strand break repair. The transcript is spliced from 18 exons. NCBI's taxonomy places the organism in Eukaryota, Metazoa, Chordata, Actinopteri, Anabantiformes, Osphronemidae. The coding region runs from base 294 to 2918 and encodes 874 amino acids. Gene Ontology annotation, molecular function: protein binding. The record is from RefSeq and is a predicted model, not a curated record.
AAGGAUCCGAGCAUAUAGUGAAUGAUUAUGAGCACUGAUGAGCUGAAUCAUCUGGAAAAUGUCUGCGACGGGUUGAACAUGUUUUGGACGAAGCAUCUACAUUAGUAAAAAAAAUAUGAAUAAUAUGCCACUUAGCCGGUCACGUUGCUGAAUGCCAGUGCCAGGGUUUUGGCGCGCCCGUUAACGGCGGUGGCGCAGAGUCAGUAUCGGAGUAAUAGCAAAGGAAGUGCAGCGUGGCUUCCAACGAAAUUACCUUGCACUACGUUUUGCCUUUGUUUAGUUUCGUCUUCAGCAUGGAGGACGGCAAACGUGUUUUCCAGAUCUCUGGGAUCAAGAAGCACGAAAAGAAGAGGGUUGUGGUUCAGGGAAUCCAGCAGCUGGGUGCGAAGUACGCGGGUGGCUCAGUCUAUCAGCACGCCUGCACACAUCUCAUAGUCCCUCAUAUCUUGCCCAGCGAGAAGUUUUUGGCAGCCUGUGCUGCAGGUAAAUGGGUUUUGACUCCGGACUAUGUGACAGACAGCGUUAAGAACGGCUCCUGGCUUGCAGAGGAACCCUAUGAGGUGGCCAUUUCCACAGGUUCCACCGCUGCCUUCCACCCCGUCAGGCAAUGGAGGGAAAAGGUGGCGACUGGGAGACUAAGGGGGGCCUUCCAGGACUGGAGGGUCAUCCUCAUGGUCCAAGAGCCCACACGCAGAGCCAUGUUCAAACGGCUGCUUAAAGCAGGCAGGGCCAAAGUUUACCACUACCCACCUCCCUCUAAUGCCGCUAUCACUCACAUCAUGGCUAAACCUGUCACAGAGAACCUAAAAGGCCACAGUGCACCUUGCUACCCUGUGAGCCACAUCGUCCAGCACCUCUUUGGGAACACUCCGGUGGGAAUGAACUUCAGUAAAAGGGAGGAGCAUCCAGCAGAGACAAAGGCCAUUAAUGCCAGCGUUGGCUUCUCUAAUCUGGAGGCCGAGCUCAGGGACUAUGUCAUCAAACAUGAGGGCCGGCCCAGAAUGUGCUUCCUUGAUUUUCUGUGUUACCGUGACCCUUACUGCCCUCAGUCACAGGCAACGGAAACCGACUUCAGCAAUGUUGGCACUAUGAUAGAGUGCGGCCUCUUCACUGAAGCCCUGGACUCUAUCAGGAGUGCAGGAUUCCCUGGUGUGCUCCCACCACUGCCGUACUUGAGCUCCCUCUUAGAAUAUGCACAGCAGGGAAAUGCCACGUCAGUCUUCCUUAGACGUCUCCAGCAGGUCAUGUGUAACCUGCUCAUCAACAACUCUCCCUGGCUGGCCUCCAACGCAGUAAGAAAAUAUUUCACCAAGCUGUUGCAGUGUCCUCGGUGUAAGGCGGGGGUGUGGCCCUUUCUGGAGACAGCCAUCAGUUACUGCCUGUCGAGUGAAGUCACUUGCCACGCGCUUCCUGGACCAGCCCUGCCGACGUUGUUGCGUUUCCAUAGUGACAUCCUGGCAUUUUCCCUGCAGAUCUUCCAGGGGGAGCUGCAUUCUGUCUCGGCCGCAGAUGGAACGCCUCCUCAGGCGAGAGGAUGUUCUCAGACGUCAGCAUCGGGGUCUUUGCUGAAUGGGACUUUCUGGACUGUGUGGGAACGCUCCACCCUGUUGUCCCGUGCUGUGAAACAACUAACCCAGCUCUUGGUACAGGCUGCUAAACAGGACUACACCGACAAGGAAGAGAAGCAUGAUCUGCACUUGGCAGACAUUCUAGUGGGCCACCUGUCUGUCCUGGUGGAGUUCUGGUGUCAGCAACACCUCCGACUGAACCAGAGCCUGGUGGAAAAGGGUCUUAAAGACCUGGCAGAGUACUUUGCCCUUAUCAGUCAUGAUGUGUCUCCAGUGGUUCUGGAGGAGGUCCUUGUCAGGAUUUCCUCUGGCAGGCUUAAACUGGUGAUGACCGAUGCUAUAUUCCGGAAUCUCUGCUGCAGAAAUGGAUUCACUGUGGGUGAUGAGCCUCUCUCUUUAAGGAAAAUGGUGCAGUCCUACCUGCCAGCUUUGGGACAUUUGGCCCAGAGUCCCAGGGGACUUCACCCCAAGACCGGAUACAGCAGCCAGGAUUCCAGCUGCAGAAUUCAGAGCUCCUUGGUGAAUACGACAAAUCCGGAGAAAGAGAACCUCCCGAGAGGUUUGAACAGAGUCAACACAGCAGGAGAGACCCUCCUCCACCGAGCUUGCAAGAGGAACCAAGUGGAAACGGUGCUUCAGAUCCUGGCGCUUCCUGGCACGGACGUCAACGUUAAAGACCAUGCAGGGUGGACGCCUCUGCACGAAGCGUGUAAUCACGGCAGCACUGCGUGUGUGCAGGCUCUGCUACGUCAUCACCCUGCGCCCGUGCUUAACAGCCAGGUGGGAGGAGUCAGUCCGCUGCACGAUGCCUUGCUAAACGGAUACAUGGACAUCGCCAAAAUGCUACUGCAACAUGGAGGCUCGGUUCUUCUGCAGCAGACGGACCAGGGCGGUCGCACGGCGCUGGAUCUGGUCUUCACGGCUGAUCAGAGGGAAGUGCUGCUCCGCAGCGCGCAGGUUGGAGACUGUGCCCUGACAAGCAGCGUGACCGCGACCUUUAACCUCCCGCUGCUGGAGGCUGGGUCCGUGCUGCUUGCCCACGUCAUCGCUGCUUAUCUCCGGGAGACGGGCGUGCGCGGCUACACGCAGGCCGGCGGUGGCGGCGGCGCCCAUGGCCUGAUCAGAGCCCUGGAGACGCACUCCUUCCAGACAGUGACUCUGGGCUGGACGGACCAGCGAGCUGUGAGGCUGGUGGAGGAUGCUGAGACGCUGCUGGAGCUUGGCAGAGGAAGGUACCUGGAGCUCAUCCCUCAGAAGGUCAAAGAAUGCAAGGGAGAAAACACAAUGUUCCUGAUGGAGAUGCUGCAGAAUAUGAAGUCGCAGGCGGAAGCACUAAUUACUGAUUUGUGAUGGGCUGCUACAGUACAUUAAUACUAACCUUCUGGAUAAUAAUGCUGUAUGUCUAAUAUUGUGUUGGCAAAUAGUUUUUUCAAAAAGUAUUUUCUAGUAACUGCAUUGUGAUUAAUUUCUACCUUUUGUAUUUCUGAAAUAGAAAAUGUACAUUUCUCAAUGUUUCUGUACCUCAAGAUUUUCUAACUUAAUUUUUUUACAGAAUAAAUACAUAUAAUUUCCUAA